Molecule: messenger RNA, 1218 nt
Organism: Chrysochloris asiatica (Cape golden mole)
Lineage: Eukaryota; Metazoa; Chordata; Mammalia; Afrosoricida; Chrysochloridae
Product: purine nucleoside phosphorylase-like
Exons: 7
Coding region: 1-1218 (405 amino acids)
Biological process (GO): nucleoside metabolic process
Cellular component (GO): cytoplasm
Molecular function (GO): purine-nucleoside phosphorylase activity
Source: RefSeq, a predicted model, not a curated record
AUGCACAAGAAAAAGGAGGGUGGUCGAAGAAUGAUGAGGAUAGGUGAAGACACAGGGAGCAACCGCAGCUCGGUGGAGCGCAGCGCGGAUCUGAGCGGAAAAGGGCAGGCUCAUCGCGACGACGUCGAACUGGACCAUGGGGAACGAGAUGGGGAGCUCGUGAGUUGCGCACCAGGCCCAUGGGACUUCGGAGGUCGCUGGGGAGUAGAAAUGGUUGUCACUGAAACCUGGGAUCCUGGCACACGGAGCCGGGUGUCAGGUGCAGGGCGACAAAACAGGGGGACAGCCUGCGCGGGCAAAGGGCGCAUGCAGGGAUCGAGCUGGAGUGGCGCCACAGGAGCAGGAAGGGGACUUGUUAGUGCAGUAUUAGAAUAUGAAGAAUACAAGAAUACAGCAGAAUGGCUUCUGUCCCACACUAAGCACCGACCUCAAGUGGCAGUGAUCUGUGGCUCUGGGUUAGGAGAUCUAGCUAACAAAGUAACGCAGGCCCAGAUCUUUGACUACAGUGAUAUACCCAACUUUCCCCCAAGUACAGUUCCAGGACAUGCUGGUCAACUGGUGUUUGGGUACCUGAAUGGCAGGGCCUGUGUGGUGAUGAAGGGCAGAUUCCACUUGUAUGAAGGCUACCCACUCUGCCUGGUCACGUUCCCAGUGAGGGUUUUCAAGCUUCUGGGUGUGGACACCCUAGUGGUCACCAAUGCUGCUGGAGGACUCAACCCCAAGUUUGAGGUUGGCGAUAUCAUGCUGAUCCGUGAUCAUAUCAAUCUACCUGGUUUCUCUGGUCAGAAUCCUUUGAUAGGCUCCAAUGAGGAAAGGUUUGGAGUUCGUUUCCCUCCCAUGUCUGAUGCUUAUGACCGACAUCUGAGGCAGAUGGCUCACAGUACCUGGAAACAAAUGGGGGAAGAGCGAGAACUCCAGGAAGGCACCUACGUGAUGUUGGCAGGCCCCAACUUUGAGACGGUGGCCGAGUCUCGUCUGCUGCAGAAGCUGGGGGCAGAUGCUGUUGGCAUGAGCACUGUACCAGAAGUUAUAGUUGCACGGCACUGUGGACUUCGAGUCUUUGGCUUCUCCCUCAUCACUAACAAGGUCGUCAUGAAUUAUGAGACCCUGGAAAAGGCCAACCACGAGGAAGUACUAGAGGCUGGAAAACAAGCGGCACAGAAAUUGGGACAGUUCGUCUUCACUCUUAUGUCUAACAUGUCACUCCCAAGCAAUUAA